AUGGUAUCAUCUUUCUGGCGACAUACGUCCUUCCAGACGGCCAAUGCCUCGGAGUGUCGCGAGAUCAUCAAGAGUAGCACACCUCCCGCAGCAUGCAAGAAUACUCUGUCACCACUCGAAGCUCGUGCUCGUCCCAAUCAGCGCUUGAACUUGGCAUUUUGCAUCGAUAGUUGCUUCACCUCAUCCGACGAGAGGUCAUGCAAGAAUUUCAGAGAUUCGGUCGAGGAGCUCCUAUACGUCCCAGAGGUCAGAUGGUUCGAGUUCGCGAAGACUGCGUGCAGGACCGCAAAGCGUGCCACCGACAUCGAAGACGAGACUGUGAACCUGUCCGGCGUGGUGCAGCUUUUAACUCUGAAGACCAUGAUGAAGGUACUAUGGCGUGAUCGUGAUCCGGAGCAGACUACAGAUGAGCAGAUCUCCACUCUUGCUCACGAAGUCAACCUUCAGUGGCUUCGUUCCAAAGGAUCCAACGAUGGUGAUGACCCUCAUUGGCACUUGGAGAAGCAGAAAUCACUGAAGAAUGCUGUCAGAGCUGUUUUCCUAGACUGGGACAGGACGGACAGCAAAUCAAACCCUUGCAACUUGAUCCUUCCAGGCUACGAAACCAUGUGGCGCGUUGUUCUACGCUGCUACUUGGAAAUCAAGGCCCGCGACCACAGCUUCUCUGAUAUCUGGACUAGGGUCAUGUGGGACUUUGCAAAGCAGCCAAGAAAGGAUCAACUCCAGAAGUCUGUGGAAGUACGAUGCCGUACAGCCUCAGUUGCCGCUAUCCAUAUUGCACAGGAAGCUCUCCGUCUGUAUCCGCCUACCAGACGCAUCUGUCGCGAGCACCGUAAUGCACGCGGCCAAAAGACCAACGUCUCAGCCGACAUAGAAGCCAUGCAGCGCGAUUCUGCAAUCUGGAAGAAUCAUCCAAACAUAUUCCUGCCCGAGCGCUGGAUUGGGGUCGAGUCUGGAGACGAAAAGGGCUACAUGCCUUUCGGUGCAUCUCCAAUUGGUGUGUGGCACGCUUUAGGUUAG
Molecule: messenger RNA, 1020 nt
Organism: Aureobasidium subglaciale EXF-2481
Lineage: Eukaryota; Fungi; Ascomycota; Dothideomycetes; Dothideales; Saccotheciaceae
Exons: 1
Coding region: 1-1020 (339 amino acids)
Molecular function (GO): heme binding; monooxygenase activity; oxidoreductase activity, acting on paired donors, with incorporation or reduction of molecular oxygen
Source: RefSeq, a predicted model, not a curated record